AACAUUUAUGUUUAAACAUGCUGGCACUUCAGAGAACAAAGCCUUGAUCGAAGUCAACGUCCAUCAACUCAACAUCAAUAUCUCUGUUCCCAAUUGUGAAGUCAUGAUCGUCUUCCAAAGAGGAGACAGAAAAGCACAAACUCAACCAGUCCAAUUGGUGAACAAGUGUGCCCGAAUCGAACAAAUACUCAGAGUCCCUGCUACUAUGUAUUAUGAUGUGAAACAAAAAGAGUACCAAAAGAAAAUGGGCACCAUAAUCGUUCUCAUCAAGUAUGAUAAAGGAAUGAAGAAUGCAGGCCAAAUUGAAAUUGAUUUCUCCUCCUACUUAAAUCAGAGAAAGGGAAAGAUCGAAGAGCUCUCUCCUCUGUCUAAAUGUCCUGAUCCCAAUGCAACCCUCUCAUAUACAAUCAAUUUCUUGAGUCAAGAACAAAGAUCUAAAACUCCAGAAGCCAACAUUAAUAAUAGUAUUCAAAUCAUUAAAAACAGUUAGGGAAGAUCAAUCCAAAGCUCAAAUCACUUAAUUAGACUAGCAAAAUAAACAGAUCAAAGAAGACAAUGCUCGAUUACAAUAGGAGCUUGAUCAUUUAAGAGUUUAAAAUAAAGAAUAAGAGAUCUACAUACAAUAGCUAUUAAAAUAAUCCUAAGAAACUUAACUCAAUUCAAAUUCAUCUAAACCCAUUUCAGACACUUCAACAAUGCAACCAGAAGACUGUCAGAAAUGCAUAUAAUUUCAAUUAGAAUUAGGUAUCUAUUAUCAUAUUUAUAGGAUAGAAUCAUUUAAAAAAUAAAAAAAAACUAAGCCACUCCCCUGUGAUAAGUGCUCCAAUCUAGAGUAGCAAAUUGAACAACUCAAAAAACAAUACUCCCAAGGAUUGAAGUAAGAAAGCGCUGAUCAAAAAGUUGAAUUGCUCAAUUAAGCCAACACUGAUUUAAAGGAAUAAUUAUAUGAACUUGAAUAGCAAGUAUCUAGAAUCAGGAAGGAGAAUCAGGAUCUUAAAAACAAAUUAACCAUUUAAAACUAAUAACUAAUUGAUUGCAGAGAGAGAAUCUCAGAACUUGAGAAUGAUGACGAGGAUGAUUAACGAGUUGCAGAAUACCAAAAAAUAGUUGAAAAAUCUAAUGAUGAUCUUCUGGAUGUGAAAUCAAAAUUAUUGUCCUUUUAAACUGAAUGCGAUUAGCUCUAAAGAGAGAAAAAUGAGUAUGAACAACAAUUAGAGAUUUUAUCAAAAAAAUAUGAUUCCUUAGGUAUCCGUCUUAUUCAAUACAUAGAAUUAUAACUGUUCUAACAAAAAUAAAGAUUUGCGAAUGCCAUGCAUGCUUUCCUUAGUUAGGGUGAUACAAAUGCAAUUGAAGUAUUGGAAAAGUAUAGUGGUGAUUGA
Molecule: messenger RNA, 1379 nt
Organism: Paramecium octaurelia
Lineage: Eukaryota; Ciliophora; Oligohymenophorea; Peniculida; Parameciidae
Source: the annotation of a GenBank genome assembly